Messenger RNA from Onychostoma macrolepis, 1488 nucleotides. Its product is annotated as serine/threonine-protein kinase pim-2-like. Gene Ontology annotation, cellular component: cytoplasm. The transcript has 6 exons. Bases 424 to 1488 code for a protein of 354 amino acids. NCBI's taxonomy places the organism in Eukaryota, Metazoa, Chordata, Actinopteri, Cypriniformes, Cyprinidae. The record is from RefSeq and is a predicted model, not a curated record. Gene Ontology annotation, molecular function: protein serine/threonine kinase activity; ATP binding. Gene Ontology annotation, biological process: negative regulation of apoptotic process; protein autophosphorylation; regulation of mitotic cell cycle.
UUGACAUUUAAAAUACGAUUGUAGCCUACAUAACACACAAAGUAUCUACAAUAUACAUUUUGUCAACUGAAAACAAAGAAGUACAAGAGAAAAAGGAGGAAAAAAGACAAAAAACAUAAGAGCUUGAGGGUAAGACAUUUAACCAUCAAUGAUAGUAUAUAAAGUCAUUGCAAAAUGAAAUAGUUCCGCUUGCUUUCUUAUUUCCGCCGCUUCAUUCUUAGAACGCCCGCGUGAUGAGCUGAUGACGUCACAAGGACAGAGGCCGCUGGAGGCUCGCGCGCGAUCACUUCAGUUCAGUUCAGUGAAGCGAAUUACUGAAGCAGAGUCUGAUUCCAAGUCUGUAAAGACACACACGAUAGACAGCACUCCAUUACCAGCACUUAGUUUCUGCUUUGGAGACAAGCAAUAGAAAAGCAAACACAAAUGAAGAAAAAGAAAGGCAUUUGUGCAUUCUUCAAGAGAACAUGGCAGGCUGUAAAAUGUGCCAACUUCAGUGACAACAAAGAUUCACCUGAUCCCCGGUCUGGUCCAUCUGGUCUUGAGCCAAUGAAUCCAGCAGAUCCGCAGCCAGAUCCAUCCAGCCUGGAGCUAACAGCUCUCCAGGAUCCACAUCCAGACCCGUCUGCCCUCAAUUCUGAGUUGAUGCCUGUUCCAGGUCCAUCCAGUCUCAGGCCGACUCCUGACACAACACGUGAACCAGUGUCAUUUGCCUCUCUAUAUGAAAUGGGACAGAGGCUGGGAAUAGGAGGUUUCGGUACUGUGUUUAAGGGGACAUGCACAUCUGAUGGCCAGCAGGUUGCCAUCAAGGUCAUUCCUAAGUAUAAGGAGGAUGAUUAUAUCGUUAUUCCUGGCUAUUCCAAGCCAUUGCUCGUGGAAGUGGCUCUAAAUCUGCGGGUGAAAAAGUCUCCAAUAAGCCCCAACAUUGUCCAGAUGCUGGACUGGUUUGAAGAGGCACAUUGUCACAUCCUGAUCUUGGAGUAUCCGCAGCCCUGCAUGACCCUGAACAGUUUCCUCAAACUCAACAGACGUUGCUUAGAUGAAAAUCAAGCGCGUUGCUUUAUGCUCGAGGCAGUUCUCGCCGCCAAACACUGUAUGGACCGCGGUGUCUCCCAUAAUGAUAUCAGGGUGGAUAACAUCCUGAUCAAUACAGACACGCUGCAGCUCAAACUCAUAGACUUUGGCUGUGGAGAACUAAUUGAAGGUUGUGAUGAUGAAGAUAACCAAUGCAGAGGACAUGUGGUGCCGGAGCUUUAUGUUAAGUACAAAUACGCACUGAGUGAGACGGUGUUGUCUCUUGGUAACCUGCUGUACAGGAUGGUGGAAGGCCAGUCUGCUCUAGAAAAUAAUCCAAGGUUUGAUUCCAACCGCUGUUCGAAAGAAUGUCAGGAUCUGAUAUGCCUCUGCAUGAAAUACGAUCCGGAUGAAACACCAACAUUAGAGCAGCUGUUAGAACGUGAAUGGUUUAAGCAGGGAGAUGAUCAGGAGUAG